Molecule: messenger RNA, 792 nt
Organism: Manduca sexta (tobacco hornworm)
Lineage: Eukaryota; Metazoa; Arthropoda; Insecta; Lepidoptera; Sphingidae
Product: flocculation protein FLO11-like
Exons: 2
Coding region: 1-792 (263 amino acids)
Source: RefSeq, a predicted model, not a curated record
AUGUCGGCCGCCGUGGUCCAACAAGGCCUCCAGGCCAAGGGCAUCGCAGCCCUAGAGGUGCACCGGAUGCACCGCAAAUCGCGUUUGUCACGACGUGGCAUUCAGUACGAGAUGGUCCUCGCCAUCUUAGCUACCCCGCAGACGUGCGUUAAGUGCCUCGGCGAACACGGCACGUCAGAGUGCCCGCGCCCUAAAGAUAGGACUCAGUGCACGGAGCCGCCUUCGUGCACUAACUGCCGACAAUCUGGCCAUCCAGCCAAUUACCGGGGGUGCCCACGGGCACCCAAAUACAAGUCCAAUUAUAGGACCAAUCAGGCCCCUAAGGCCAAGGCCCCUCAGGCCGAAAAAUUCGUUUUGGCCCCAGCCCCGACACGUAACCCGUGGUUUCCCGCCACGGUACGUGCCGACUCGCGUCCCCAGGCCCAGGGCGGUGGUUCUCCCGGAGGAUCUCCCGCCACCCCGGCCACAACACCAGCAGCGGCGGCCACUGUUCCCGCUCCCGUCCCAACGCCCUCGACCUCCAAGGCUACCUCUUCCAAGGUAGUCAAGUCGAAGGCUCCCGCACCAUCCAAACCUCAGGUGGCGGCGACUCCGGCGUCUAGCGGCGCGGCUUCUCCGUCCCUCUCCUUCUCUCUGGUUUCCCCAGAGAUCAUCGAACUCCACGCGCUCAUUCACGAUUGCGCGUCAAAAAUGAAGGCACUGGGUCGCUCUGACUCAGUCCUUUUCGCCCAAAUUUAUAACGCGCAACAGCGCAUCUACCAACUCACGAUUGAAUCCAUUUUCUCUCCGUAA